AUGAUGAGCCACAAAAAGGCCGUAGAUAAAUGGAUAAUAUCGCCGUUGACGGGUGAGAGAAUCCCAGUGGAUAAGUUACAAGAGCAUGUCCGUUAUAAUACUGUCGAUUCACAAUACAAAGAACAGCGUGAAAGAGAGUUAUCGGAUCGAAAUGAAGAGGAGCCGGUCUAUGCGUUGGGUGCAGACAUCAGUAAAAAUAUUGGCAAAUUCGCCGAACGUCGUACGGAUAUUUUCGGUCACGGCGCUGAGCAGACUAUCAUUGGAAAGAAGUUAGGUGAAGAGGAAGAAGCACCGCGU
Messenger RNA from Anisakis simplex (herring worm), 297 nucleotides. The record is from the annotation of a GenBank genome assembly. NCBI's taxonomy places the organism in Eukaryota, Metazoa, Nematoda, Chromadorea, Rhabditida, Anisakidae.